AUGGAAGCAUAUUUCUUGGCUUCAGACUGGAUCGAAGAAGGCUUUUUCCAACAAGUUGUUAUUUGGAGUUGGAGAAAUUUAUGGGACAAGGUGCCCCAACCCAACCUUUUCUCCUGGAACAAUCUUCUUUUGGCUUAUUCAAAAUCUGGGCAUCUCUCAGAGAUGGAACGUACCUUUGAGAAGCUUCCUGAUCGUGAUGGUGUCACUUGGAACGUUCUCAUUGAAGGGUACUCCUUGAGUGGGCUGGUUGGUUCAGCUGUCAAGGCUUAUAAAACGAUGAUGAAAGAUUUUUCUUCUAGUUUGACUAGGGUUACGUUGAUGACAAUGCUGAAACUUUCUUCUAGCAAUGGACAUGUUAGUUUGGGCAAGCAGAUUCAUGUUCAGGUUAUCAAGCUUGGGUUUGAGUCUUAUCUUUUCGUUGGGAGCCCAUUGUUGGAUCUGUAUGCUAAAGUUGGCUUUAUCUCUGAUGCGAAGAAGGUCUUCUACGGGAUACAGGAUAGAAAUACGGUUAUGUACAAUUCGCUGAUGGGAGGGCUUUUGGCAUGUGGGAUGAUCGAUGAUGCUCUGCACUUGUUUCGAGGAAUGGAGAAAGAUUCAGUUUCUUGGUCAGCGAUGAUCAAAGGUCUUGUUCAGAAUGGACUUGACAAGGAGGCUAUUGAAUGUUUCAGAGAGAUGAAAAUAGAAGGCUUGAAGAUGGAUCAGUAUCCUUUUGGAAGUGUACUACCUGCUUGUGGGGGAUUAGGAGCAAUUAACGAAGGGAAACAGAUUCAUGCUUGUGCGAUCAGGACCAAUCUUCAGGAUCACAUAUAUGUGGGCAGUGCUCUCAUUGACAUGUAUUGCAAGUGUAAGUCUUUACAUUAUGCAAAGACUGUGUUUGAUAGAAUGAAGCAGAAGAAUGUCGUGUCUUGGACAGCGAUGGUUGUGGGUUAUGGCCAGACUGGGCGUGCUGAAGAGGCUGUUAAAAUUUUCCUUGAUAUGCAAAGAUCUGGAGUUGACCCAGAUCAUUAUACUUUGGGACAAGCGGUCAGCGCAUGUGCCAACAUAGCUAGCUUAGAAGAGGGCUCCCAAUUUCAUGGAAAAGCGGUAACGUCUGGCCUAAUACAGUAUGUCACUGUUUCAAAUUCAUUGGUGACUCUGUAUGGAAAAUGUGGAGAUAUCGAUGAUUCUACCAGGCUGUUCAGCGAGAUGAAUGUCAGGGAUGAAGUGUCUUGGAAUGCAAUGGUUUCCGCGCAUGCCCAAUCUGGAAGGGCAAUUGAGGCUAUUCAGUUGUUUGACAAGAUGGUACAACAUGGACUAAAACCUGAUGGAGUGACUUUGACUGGUGUUAUUUCAGCUUGCAGUAGGGCAGGAUUAGUGGAGAAAGGACAGAGAUAUUUUGAGUCAAUGAUUAAUGAAUAUGGAAUAGUGCCGAGUAAUGGCCAUUAUUCUUAUAUUUAA
Camelina sativa (false flax) is the source of this 1437-nucleotide messenger RNA. Lineage: Eukaryota; Viridiplantae; Streptophyta; Magnoliopsida; Brassicales; Brassicaceae. The record is from RefSeq and is a predicted model, not a curated record.